Molecule: messenger RNA, 3891 nt
Organism: Rattus norvegicus (Norway rat)
Lineage: Eukaryota; Metazoa; Chordata; Mammalia; Rodentia; Muridae
Source: RefSeq, a predicted model, not a curated record
GGUGAGGAAGGCAGUGUGCGUCACGGAGCUCGUGGCCCGGACUGUGGUUGGUAGACUUAGAGGCCCUAAGGCUUGGAGCCAGUGGUGGUCAGCACAGCCCUCCGUGGUCUGCAGAGCCUGCUAUUGCUUUACGUGAGUGUCUGUCCUCUUUUUCUCUAUCCUGGGUUCCAAUCUGAGAAGUCAUCCUAGGUUCCUAUUGAGAGCUUUGUCCAGGUGGAUAUGCUAGGAUUCCUCCUCUGGGUGUUUGAAACGAGCUUCUUCUAUAUGGCUCACGGUAGGCUGGUCAGGAAUGGCUGGUGUGAGCUGUGUGUCUGGCUAUGUCCUGGUUUGGGGUGCCUGGCCGUGAGCACUUUGGCUGGUGGUGGUCUGGCUUAGAUGGCUGUGGGCUCUGAGUAUUCAUGUCCUGCAGGUAAAGCAAUCACUGUCUUCCCACCAACCCCACACCCAUUGAUUCUCACCUUCUGGUCUGCCAUGGUGCAAAUCAGAUAGCAGUCCCUGGCAGAUUCAGUUCACGACCCCGACAUACUGCCAAUAGGUCUUCCUCUGUGGUAGGCUAAGUGGGAAGAAAAUAUAGUCUGGGAGUGCCUGGCCAUCUUUCUGUGGCUUCAGUUCCAUGUAGAAGUACUUCCUGGCUGUCCCUCAGUCCAAGGCCCCGCAGAUGGGGAUGCCUGGGGAAGGGGGUGGCUGUAUGGACAAGAAGGGGUGAGGUGAUCAUAAGCAGGGCUCUGACUGCACAGACUGAUUCCCAGGUCAUCCUUGGCUUGCGGGUGAGCUUAGGAAGUGGCUGCUGGGGCAGGGUAUAGAGUGGGAGACAGGACAGUAGGUGACCAUGAGGAGAGAGAGGCCUUUGUCCUUCCUUGAUUACUACAUCCUCCUGGUUCCAGAAUUCUGUCCACAGUCUCCUCCACUUUCUCAGCCCUGCAUUGACUCUGCUCUGACCAGGGAGGAAGCCAUUUAGGGAUAAACCGGGACUUCUCCACUCUUCUGGGCUUUUCGUUUUCUGCUUUUUCAUCAACCCCGCCCCCUGGUGCUCUCUCUGGGGGGUAUGAGAGCCACUCGGGGGUACACUACUUGGGGGGUGCUGCUCUGCUGUUCAUCUCCAAACCCCUAGGCAGCCUAGGGGUUCGGUGGGAGCAUCUCCGGUGUCUGAAGCUAUUCGCCAUGGAGACUUCUGGAGCUCCUUCUGCUUCUAUGUGGGUAGGUGCCAGGGCUCAUCUGUCCCUGGUGUGUGAUGUGCCUCCCCUGGUCUCACAUAUCACAGUUGUGGACAUUGAGCACCUCCCCCCCACUUUUUUUUGUCCGAUUUUGUCCACUUGUCUGGACUCUUGGGUAAGUUCUGUGAAGAUGAGUGUCCGGGCCACACCAGCUGGCAGGAUAUGGUUUCUCUGCCCAGCACGAGUCUGGUAAAGGAGCAGCUUGGAAAGAAGGAAGGGGCCAGGUCCAUAGACAUUUGGGGCGCAGUGGCUGUGAGAGGCCUGGGGAUGGGUUGUGAGAAAUCUGGGCUGAAGUAGAUAGAAAGUGCCAUUAACAUGGUCAGGUGGGCAUGGGGAGUGUCUGUGGCUGUGUGAACUUGUGGAGCUCCUCCCCAACAGGCUCCCUGGUGCCCUGCUUCUACCAGAAGGGCAUGGGGCCCGCGCAUGUUCCCAAGAGAACCGUGCUCUUCCAGCGGGAAAGGACUGGUCUGACCUACCGGGUGCCUGCGCUGCUCUGCGUGCCUCCCAGGCCUACCCUGCUGGCCUUCGCAGAACAGCGACUUAGCCCUGAUGACUCCCAUGCCCACCGCCUGGUGCUACGGAGGGGCACGCUGACCAGGGGCUCAGUGCGGUGGGGCGUUCUGAGUGUACUGGAAACUGCAGUACUGGAGGAGCACAGGUCUAUGAAUCCUUGCCCCGUGCUGGAUGAGCACUCGGGUACCAUCUUCCUCUUCUUCAUUGCUGUGCGGGGUCACACACCGGAGGCCGUGCAAAUCGCCACUGGCAAGAACGCUGCUCGCCUCUGCUGUGUGACCAGCUGUGACGCUGGCCUUACCUGGGGCAGCGUGCGGGAUCUCACUGAGGAAGCCAUUGGUGCUGCAUUGCAGGACUGGGCCACCUUUGCCGUGGGUCCAGGCCAUGGAGUCCAGCUGCGCUCGGGUCGCCUGCUUGUUCCUGCUUACACCUAUCAUGUGGACCGUCGGGAGUGUUUUGGCAGGAUCUGCUGGACCAGUCCCCACUCCUUGGCUUUCUACAGUGAUGACCAUGGGAUCUCCUGGCAUUGCGGAGGCCUUGUGCCCAACCUACGCUCUGGAGAGUGCCAACUGGCUGCGGUGGAUGGAGACUUUCUCUACUGUAAUGCCCGGAGCCCUCUGGGUAACCGUGUGCAGGCACUGAGUGCUGAUGAAGGCACUUCCUUCCUACCAGGGGAGCUGGUGCCUACGUUGGCUGAGACUGCUCGCGGCUGCCAGGGUAGCAUUGUGGGCUUCCCGGCUCCACCUUCCAUCGGUCCUCAGGAUGACCGGUGGUUAGCGAGUCCUGGAAACACCCCACAUUCCCCAUGCUUCGAUCUCAGAGUACGGGAGUCUUUGGCGGAAGGUGCUAGAGGUUUUGUUGAAGGUUGGGCGUCUAGGUUGCUUCUCUGCUACCCACAGUCCCGGGGCCCAGAGAAUCAUGGCCUAGAGCCUGGGCCAGAUGGAGAAAAAACAUCCUGGAGCCCGGAACUCCCUAUGUCCUCUGCUUCCGUGCGUCAGAGCUCCACAUGGUUGCUAUAUUCCCACCCAGCAGGGCGUAGAGCUCGGCUCCAUAUGGGAAUCUACCUGAGCCGAUCCCCCUUGGACCCUCACAGCUGGACAGAGCCCUGGAUAAUCUAUGAAGGCCCCAGUGGCUACUCUGACCUUGCCUUCCUUGGGCCUGUGCCUGGGGCAUCCCUGGCUUUUGCCUGCCUGUUUGAGAGCGGGACCAGGGCUUCCUAUGAAGACAUUUCUUUUUGCUUGUUCUCACUGGCUGAUGUCCUGGAGAAUGUACCCACUGGCUUAGAGAUAUCCAGUCUCAGGAAUAAGCCUCAGGGGCAUUGCUGGCCCUCUUGAUGGCCUGGUCCUCUGGCAGGCACUUGGGGAGGAAGGGCAGAUUAUAUAGAGGAGGUCAGGUCAGCCUGACCCUAGGACGAACAGAGCUCUGUCUCCUGACUGGCUGGUGGGGGUGACUCACCGGGCAGCCAGUUGCUUUCUGGGUGCCCGUGAGAAAUAAAGGGGUUGUGCUGUGACUUUUCUUUCUGUAUCAAAGCUCGGGUGCUGGUACUUUAGCUCACCGCUCUGAUCACCACGCACAUCUCCCACCGGCACCUUGCUCGGCUUUCACAUCCCAAGGGUGCCCGGCAGGGGUGAGGGCAGAGGACCUCACCGUGCUGGGACAGUGGACAUCACCACACCGCUUUCCACUACCCUCUGGGUGCCAACCUCAGCCAAUUUGAUAUGUGCUGAUGACCGAGGGCUGUUUACUUUCUGGAUUUCCUGCAGGAGAAGCAGGUUGGGGAGCGAGCCUCCCCAGCCAGUGGGGACAGAGUUUGACUCGAGCAGCGAUUACGUCUGAGGACCUGCUCCGUGGGUCCACUUCUUUACCCUUCUCUGGAGAGGGCUCUUGUUCUAUCAGAGCUGUUCCCUCGGUUCUCUUUCUUUUUCCUUUUCAAGACAGGGUCUCGGGGGCUGGGGAUUUAGCUCAGUGGUAGAGUGCUUACCUAGGAAGCGCAAGGCCCUGGGUUCGGUCCCCAGCUCCGGGAAAAAAAAAAAAAAAAGACAGGGUCUCUUUGUGUAGCCCUGGUUGUCCUGGAACUCACUCUGUAAAUCAGGCUGGCCUUGAGCUCAAAGCUCCAUCUGCCUCUGCUUCCCAAGUGCUGUGAUUAAAGGCAUGUGCUACCACC